Messenger RNA from Chroicocephalus ridibundus (black-headed gull), 4064 nucleotides. It is a transcript of the gene RNASEL, whose product is annotated as ribonuclease L. The record is from RefSeq and is a predicted model, not a curated record. Gene Ontology annotation, biological process: mRNA processing; protein phosphorylation. Gene Ontology annotation, molecular function: RNA nuclease activity; ATP binding; protein kinase activity. Lineage: Eukaryota; Metazoa; Chordata; Aves; Charadriiformes; Laridae. The coding region runs from base 596 to 2701 and encodes 701 amino acids. The transcript is spliced from 8 exons.
GGGCUCCACACACUGCUGAGCUUAUCUCACUUUACGGGGCAGCGGGUGGCACGUCACAGCCUGGGUUCCUUCACGUAUUUCCUGCAUGGGUUUUCCAGGUGGAGGGGAAGGGCUGGAGGACCGGACUCCCCUCUGUGUUUACACGGUGGCCGGUGCCUGGGUAGCUCUGCUUGCCAGCCCGGCUGCAGGCUGGAACACGCCGACUGCGGCGUCAACGGACCUGGAGCUCAGCGGUUCCCCGGGUGAAAUUUAGCCCAGCGGUUAGUUUCCUCCUGUGGACGGAUAUACCAAAAGGUAUCGGAUCGGGGACUUUCCAGGACCAUGUGUGCGGCUGCCAUCAAAAACUGGAGGGGAAUGCCUGUCUCUGUCUGCCUGCUGUGUUCUCCACCUGAAAACAUCGCUGCAGGCCGGCUUAUUAGGUGAAGACCAUGAUGCCCUUGAAGUAGCAGCCUAUCCUACCUAGCGUGUUUCGUCAACCAAACCCAGAGCAUCCCCACAACGAAGGCACUGAGCAUUGCACCUCUCCCAUCCCUUGGUGGGAUCCCUGGGCUCAGGUGAGGAGCAUCUGAGGUACGGAGCCCUCCCUCUGACCAUCAUGGAGCCCACAGCUCACAGCCAGCAGGAGGCAUCUACGGCUUCUAGCACGGAGACAGCAGAAGACCUUGCUUUCAAGUUAAAUGCUGCUUUGAGGAACAAAGAUGAAAAAACUGUGCAGGAGCUGCUGGAAAAAGGGGCAGAUGUGAACUCCAAAGCAGGAAGUGGCUGGACACCACUGCAAAGCGCUGUGCAAGCUGACCUUGAGUGCCUGGUCAAGGUUCUGCUGGACAAGGGUGCUUGUCCACAUGCCAGGAAGGACAAUGGUGGCACUGCAUUUAUUGAGGCAGCGGCAGUGGGAAAUGUGAAUAUACUGAAGCUCCUCCUUGAUUAUGGGAUAGACAUUAACGACCAUGAUGACAACGGCUUCACAGCUUUCAUGGAGGCUGCGUGGUAUGGGAAUGAGGAAGCCUUGAGAUUCCUGUAUAGCAAAGGAGCAAAUGUGAAUUUGAGGAGGGUGGUUAGUGAGGAGAAUGCAAAACUGCAUAAAGGAGGUGCGACAGCACUGAUGGAUGCUUGUGAGAAGCGCCGCUUCCCGGCUGUAAAAAUUCUUGUCCAAGAGCUGGGGGCUGAUGUGAACAUUCGUGACAACAAAGAUAGGAAUGCCUUGAUCCACACCCUCAAGAAAUCUGAUUCCAAGCAAAGAUACGAGUUAGCAGUCUCCAUAGGCCAUUUCCUGCUGGACUGCGGUAUUGAUGUGACCAGCAAAGAUGAAUGUGGGAAAACUGCCCUCAUCCUAGCUGUUGAAAUGGAGAGCACAGACUUGGUGAAAGCUUUAUUGGAGAAGGGUGAAAUAGAUAUUGAUGACGCAGAUGAGGAGGGCAACACGGCUCUGAUGGUGGCUGUUGAGAAAGAUGAUUACGAUAUAGCAAAGUUGUUGUGUGAAAAAGGAGCAAGGACUGAUGUGGGGAACCUUAUCGCCGUCGCGAAUAGGAACCGUAAUCGUGACAUGGCACAUCUUCUUCUCCAAUAUAAUGCCAAGUAUGUUCCAGAAACCUUCGAAGACUGGGAGCCAAACAGCAAACGCUGGAGGGACCAGCUGAAAAAACUUCAUCAAAUGUAUCGCCCUAUGAUUGGCAAACUGAAGACAUUUCAAUACAUCCAGCAGAGAAUUCAGAACACUUCUCAGGGUGGCAUCUACCUGGGGCUCCAUGGUGAGACAGAGGUAGCAGUAAGAACAAGACGCAGUACAGAGGGUGACAAAGAGAAAAAGUUCUUUGAACGAUGUGGUAACUCUAAACAUCUACUGAAGCUCUUCCAGUUUGAGAAGGCGAGAGGCUACAUGUACUUGUGCUUCCCUCUCUGGGAGAAAAACCUUGAAGAACAUCUGCAGGAACCAAAAGACCACAAGGAUUACAAAGACGCUCUGAGGAUGAUCUUCCAGGCAGUGAGAGAGCUGCACUCCCUUGGAUUUGCGCACCAGGAUCUGCAGCCCAGCAACUUUUUAAUAGAUUUAGGUGGCAAAAUUUACUUGGCGGACUUUGAUAAUAAAAGAAAGUUGAUUGAAGACAAAAAAGAACUUAGAAACUCAGAUUUAGAGGCCCUCAGCAGGCUCGUGCUGUAUGUUCUAGCAGGGGGUAGGAAACCCCUUCAGCAAGUCAGUACCCAGGAUUUAGCUGCCGAUUCCCCGGAUUACAAGGAGGCUCUAGACCUUGUACAUUGCCUGGUCUCUCAUGAUGAGCGAGGCUUGGAAGGUUUGAGCAACCACCCCUAUUUCUCCAGCAAACAGGCCAGGUUCCAGUUCCUGAAAGGUAUAUGGAAUAAAAUCAAAGAUCUCGACGAGCGAUACACUGUCUUUCAAGCUUCUAAUACUACUGAAGGAUUUCCUUAUCCAAGGUGGACUGAGGAGAUUGACAGAUAUGUUCUGCAUAUCAUGAAAAAUCCCAGGAGAGGAAGAUCAUAUGAAUACAGAAACAACGUCACCGACCUCCUGAGGUUCAUCAGGAACCUGGAUGAACACCCAGACCGCGGGGUCAGCGACAGAAUAGGAGACUAUGCUGACUAUUUCUUGAGGCUUUUUCCAGCACUUACCAUUUAUGUCUACAACAGUUUACGCCAGAAUCCCAAAUAUAGCCACUUGGCAGACAUUCAGGACCCUUCUCUGUAGGAUGUUAUUGCCUCAUAUCCCAUGUCUGAUCCCACCAUCACUGCCUCUUUUUAUUCCCUGUUUCUCCACCUGCAAAAGAGUUGAUGAAAGUGGGUAAGGAGAUGGGAGAGAGCACAUGCAGGGACAGGGCAUGGAGAACUUAGACUGGGAAAUGAAAGAUGCUUCAGAAGCAUUUGGUAUGACAACCAUGGACCUUGAGGAGGAAUGAAGCUGAGUGCCAGCCCAGGUCCUCCCUGACUACCUCUGUCCCUCUGGGCUUAUCUGUCUGUGAUGUUGAGAUCAAGGAGGUCCUUUAUGGAGAGCAGGGAGAUGUGGGACAGCCCCGGUACACCCAAUGUAUCUGGGAGACAGCAGAGCUCAGGCAUUUCCAGACAACAUGGGACUCUCCGAUAAAGGAAAAGGAGUUCGAGCUCCUUGCUAGGGCCAAUAUUCCCUACAGCUUGCACUGACGAGCCACUAAUCUACCCCUAGGACACCAGGGAUUUUCUCUUUUCAGUCUUUUUGAAACACUGCAGCAGGAAAAUGAGAUGCCUAGGCAAUGGUCUGGCUGCAGAGUUGCCCUUGGCCCAUCACCGCUCUGAUCUGGUAGAGGCACACUCAGCCCAGCCUGCUGGCACCUGCAGGACUUCUGUUGGAGGAUGCAGGAGAUGCUUCCACGAGCAACAGACGUAAAGAGCACAAUCCCACAAAACUCUGCUGCUGCGAGUAGUCCUGGCUCACCUGAAAAAGGCCGCUAAUGCCAAAGGGACCGGUUCCUGCUGGAAUGGACAAUCUCUGCGGUGGCAGGCUGGGUCUGCAAGGCAGGGCUACGUACAAGCACCCCCUGUCUCCAAAACGGUGCUGCUGGUGGUGUGUCACUGUCCCCCUGCCAGACCCGGCUCCCGUGCGCAGAGCUGGUGCCCACCCAGCCGUAGCAUGCUCAGAGCUUUGGGUUUGGAGGCCGGGUGGCACAAACCCAUUUCUGAAAUCCAACGGCGUGCAACGCGCGUCUGAUUGUCCGAGGGCUUGCUUGUUUCUCAGCCGACGCUCUGAUUUGCACAAUGAUUAUAUGUUGCUUAGGGAAAUAUUUUUCAGCCGUUGAAAAGACUUCUAUUUUUGUUCAAACUGAGAUUGGUAUUCUUUCAAUUAGCCUACAGAGAACCACGCUUGGAAUAAACUUGCCAGGAAAACUGACUCUUACUACACCUGUUUAUGAAUGGCGUUCCCCCAUCCCCUCUGCCCAGAAAGAGACAGUCUACAGCACUAUAAAAUGCCCCAAAGGUUGGGAUUUUUGCCCCCCCUGCCCGCCCUGAAGGUGCCUCUUGCUUGUUUAGGUGGAUGGUUUUGUCACUGCUCAGAUGAAUUGCUCCUGGCCCAUAGGGGU